Molecule: messenger RNA, 1468 nt
Organism: Schistosoma guineensis
Lineage: Eukaryota; Metazoa; Platyhelminthes; Trematoda; Strigeidida; Schistosomatidae
Source: the annotation of a GenBank genome assembly
CAUUAACUGAAGUUGACUUUUCAAUUUGUUCCAAUGCCUACCUUAUCUCAAUAGUUAACUUACAUUGUUAUCUGUUGUAAUUAUAACAUAAUACAAUAAAGUGAAUAGUGACAGUGCUACCUUGUCGAUAAUGGAUACAUUAUUCAUUAGUUCAACAUUUGAUUCAUUUGAUGUUCUGUAUACGUUACUAUUUGGACUUCUUGUAUUUUGCAUUAUGGCACCGACUACAGAGUUUAUUUCUGCUGGUGUAACAUUAGAAAAUUUGUUUAAUCGAUUUCUUGGUAAUGAAAGUUUAUACUUUGUACAGUAUCAUUUAAAAAGAACUGUAAUGAUACGAUUAUUUUCAUCGUCUUUGGUCUUUCUGUAUUUUGUGUUCAUGCAGUGUUUGUCCAAAAAUGUAGCGAUUUCUGCUCCAAAUAUUUCAUUUCCAUUUACAAUUUGGGAUGUAAUUUUAUGGAUUGGCAUAGGCAGUCUAUCUGUCAUUGGGUCACAUACUUAUCUGGUUUGGUAUGGAUCUGGUACAUGGUAUGGCCACCCAACAAUUUUAUCAUUGAAACGGAUUAUUAUGGAAUCACUACCUGAUUCACAAUUGUCAUCUUCAGCCACAGCAUCAUCAUCCUUGUCAAAUGGCGCAUUUAGUGUCGCUAUAAAAGCUUUGAUAUCUUCAAUAAAUUCUGAAUAUCAACGUUCUGAUAAAUUCGUAGCAGGUCAAGGAAGUUUAUCAACUAAUUGGUCAGGUCGACGAUUUGUUAUCACAGAUUCAUGGAUUUUAACUUCACGUUUUACUGAAUUCAAAAUACUUAAACAAUCUUCGGAAAAUAUGUUAGCUGUUGUUGUUUCAGCAUUUUCAGUGCUGGACCCAAGCUCUCUAACUCAAGGUGGUCAACCUGACGGAGAAAGUCUCGGUGUGCAAACAAUUGUUACAGUGAGAUUUAUACGUACAGAUACAGGAGUGUGUUUGCUUAGUUUUGGAUUGCCAGCAUCAAAUUUAGAUGAGUUACGCAGUAAACUACGUUUCCCUUUAAUACAAGCACAAGGUGUACAAUUAGAGCCAACAAUUAUUCAAAGAUUUAUUGAUGCAUUUACACAAGUAGUUGAUGAAAAUCAACCGGUAAACCUACCAGCUGGCUAUGAGUUGGAACAGUGCAUUGGAUGUAUGGUACAACAAGUUAAUGUCACUUUAAAUCGUCAAUGCGAAAGUUCACUCACCCCUUCUUCAUCAUCAGCAGCAAUUAAUAGUAACCAAUCAUUAGAUAGUAAUCAAUGCGGUAUAUGUUAUUGUAGACCAUUAUGGUGUUUAGAAUGUUUAGCACGUUGGUUUGCUUCAAGACAAACAAAUAUGCGGUGUCCACCAACUCAAUGGCUUUCUGGACGUGUACCUUGUCCAACAUGUCGUACAUAUUUUUGUGCUCAAACUAUUGCUAUCCAUGAGUUGAAGCCAAAACUGUGUGUACCAAAGAAACUCUAA